CCGGAGGAAAGACUUUCGUGGAAUACCCCAUCGAGAUCCAGACUAAAAAAACGAAAGAGAUCCGAUGAUGAGAUAGCGAGAAAGGGAUACAACUCAAACAAUACUGCCGAGGUAAAGUAAUUAUUACUUAUUAACGCUUUUUGCAUAGCCAUAGGGUGAGUUCGAAUCAUGCAUUUAAUGAUGUUUGCACAUAAAAUCCUUCCUUGUGAAAUCUGUAUAGUUUGUUUUUACUAUUCCCUAUUACUUGAACCCUAUAAUAUGGUCAGUAGACCUACAAUCAUAGAAUAAUUAAUCGGGACAAUCACUAUUAAAGUGUCACUCAAACAGCAUUGUAAUAUCUGUAGAAAGAAAACUUUUACACGCAGCUUUUAAACUAUAUUGUUGCAGAUCGUACAUUCAUACAUUAACGUUACCCUGCCCUCCCCUCAUCCCCCCAUCUUACAUUGUUGGUUCCCCGGCUAUUUGCCCAAAACGUUGCGCAAUACUCGUGAAUAUCAUAUGGUCGUGAACACAACAUUGAAUGGGGGAGGGAGGGGAGGGAGGGGGGACGCACAAUGUAAGCCCGAAAUAUUCUACUUUCUUUUCAAGUAAUAAACGUUUAAUAUGUCCCAAAGUGAUUGUUCCAUGAUUGUAGAAAAUUCGGUUUUAGUAUUAUUCCAUCUGAGUUGUAAUCAAUAAAUCCAUUUUCAGGACAAGGAACGUAUUCACUUGGAAUCAGAGCCAGAGGUAAAUAAAAGUCUCUAAAAUGUUUAGAUUGAAUGAGCGAUUGAUAAUCAUUAACUUGAUGAUAAAGGUUAUUGGAUAAAGCCUUAGGAAGUUAUUGUCGUUGUUGUUGUUGUUGUUGUUGUUGUUGUUGUUGUUGUUGUUGUUGUUGUUGCUGUUGUUGUUGUUGUUGUUGUUGUUGUUGUUGUUGUUGUUGUUGUUGUUGUUGUUGUUGUUGUUGUUGUUGUUGUUGUUGCUUUUAUUAAAAUAAAAAUGUGCUCUUGGAGUCGUGGUGCAAUAUUUUUUAAUCAUAAAGUAUUUUCUGUUUUAUUUAGACCCAAUUCCGACCCACAAUUUCUUGUUGAUUUUGUGAAAAUAUCACAAAAUCCCCCAUGAAACACCUUGUGUCUUUGUUCCUGAAUUGCGUGUGAUUACAUCUGAUUCCGCAUUUGUCACUACAUGAGCUUCAUAUGUGACUACAUGGAAUCACAUGGGAUUUCAUGGGCCAUCCUCGUCCCGUAGGUCUUCUGGUGCAGGCACGCUUCGGGAAAAAGGAGCUAUAGAGACUAGUCUCCCUUUCCCCCAUCUCGCGCCCACCAGAAAGCCCUAUAAGGACGAGGUGGUACAUGCUGUUCACAUGUGACUACACGUUAUUUACAUAUGACUCCAUGAAAUAACAAAAACGGAAUUAACAUGUUACCACAUGUGAUCUUAAAACAGGGAUGCCGGAAGAUCGAUAAUAGCGGGUGCAGAUAUUCAUAUAUUCGUGUUCACAGACUGUAAAAACAAUCGAUUUCAAAAGAAAUUAAUUGGGCAGAACACGAAUAUAUGAAUAUCUGCACCCGCUAUUAUCGAUCUUCCGGCAUCCCUGUCUUAAAACAUUGACACGUGGAAUUUUCACAACGGUUAUAACAAGCAAAUGUUGUUGAAGUUGACCGCAAGAAUAGAUCUACACAGAAUGAUGUUCGAAUCUCGUUGGAUAUCCCAACUGGGAAUCGAUCCCAAUGUUUCUAUUUUAACAUACAUAAUGCUCGGACCACCGAGCUAUUGUUGAGACUUGAGAGCGUGACAUCGCAGCAGCUCAGUAGUCCGAGCACUGCCAUGGCCAGAGAUCACGGACAUAAUUUAUUCUACUACUUUACUAAUUUGCAUAUCACUUUGAAUUAUGGCUCCAAGGGUAUAUAGUAGAUUGUACAACGCGAUGUUGUAAACGCAAAAUUGGAGAAUAUGGUAGAUCCUUUGCAAUUUGUCGCAAUCGCUGGUUGCAAAACAAAGGGUGUCGAAGAAUUUAGUGUAAUAUUAGCCUGAGUCAAGUUACUACCAUUCCUGCUUUUUCUACAUUUGUACAGAGGUUAGCUUUUAACUACAUUCGUCUAUUUAACUCCAUAUAAAAAUACCGCACUUGGAAUAAACAAAAAGCAGGGAAAACAGCAACUUAAACUAGGCCAAAAUUACACUAGAUACAUCGACAAACUUUGAUUUAGCACCAGCGAUUUCGGCAAGUUGCAAACGACCUACCAUAUUCUUAGAUUUUGCGAUUUACCUCAUCGCGUUGCACAAUCUACUGUUUACAGUUAAAGCCAUAUUUCAAACUGAUAUAUAAAUUUUUAUGGAAUUAGAAUAAAUUAUGUCCGGCAUUUCUGGCCAUGUACGUUAAACCAAAAACCUUGACUUCGAUUCUCGGUAUAUAUGCGGUGAGAUUGGAAAUUGAAACAUGUCAGUUGAAGCCGAUUGCCAUUGGUAUUCCCAAAAGUUAACAAUAUUGCGAAAUAGGCUUACUCGAAGACCUCAAUCAACAAAAAAUUGUCUGUUGUCCUCUGUCGGGCUCUGAAACUUACGUUUUUUCAUGGGCUUUUCAAUUUAGGGGUCAAGUCACGACCGAAAAAAUAUGGAAAAUAAAAUAUUUUAUACCUUUAGAGAGAGCUUGUUAAACCUGUUAAACCUGUUAAACACUAACGGGAGCGUUAAAGUUCAUUUUCGUGCUAAACUUAAAUAAUUUUCAUAAGUGCAUGCUCCAGAUAUUUAUUGUAUAAUUAUCUGACGUCGCGCUAUACUCCAAAUAUAUGGGGGCAAGAAUUGGCACAUGAGAUGAAUUGGUACGAAUCCGUAUACAUGACCAUGUAUUUUGAGCUUACGUUAUGUUUUGUACAUUGAAUAUUAUACAGGCAGAAAGCGUUUACCAUGGCUACGACACCGAAAAGAACGACUACACUUUGGUGCAACUGAGCAAAGACAUAACAAAAACAGAAGAAUCAAACGAAUUUCUUGACUUACUGAGUAGACUUGAGGAAAAAAUGAAGAAACAAUACCCUGAAAGACUAAAGAAAUCAUAG
Molecule: messenger RNA, 3035 nt
Organism: Paramuricea clavata
Lineage: Eukaryota; Metazoa; Cnidaria; Anthozoa; Malacalcyonacea; Plexauridae
Source: the annotation of a GenBank genome assembly